AACGUCAGUUACUAGGCAACAAACGUCAACUCGGGUAAAUGAUACUCUUUACGUUAUUUGUGAAGGACAAACCAAACGAACAACCGUGGUAUUUAAUUUCCUUUUGCUAAAGUUAUCAAAACUGACAAAGUGCUUUUAUUGUGUUUACCGACUGCGCCAUCAUGAUGCCCACUGGAACACAGGAGUCUCGCACUGCAGGAAGAACACGUGUCCAUACUCACUUACAGUGUGGGACUGUGUCCAGUAAAAAGAAAGAUCAAGUGGAGGAGCCAUUUCCAAUCAAGCCUGUGCCUCACAGAAGACAAACUCAAACACAAGUUUUAUUUGGUUUGCACGAAUUUGAGAAAAUCACACCUUCAACACAGCAAAGAGGUCAUGUGAUGCAUCAAGAGUACCAUUCAGCUGGCAUUAGAGAAACCAGACCCCUGCCUUCUGAACUGCCCAGCGAGGAGCAGCUGAUGAACAGAGCAAUCCAGGAAAAUGAGCUACUUCUGCUGGAGAAGCUCUGGAAGGUAGGAGAAAAAGUAAAAGCAAUCCAAAUCAGUAGCUCUGAUACUACUGCAGGUCACGAUCACAAGAGAGGAGAUGGAAAGCAUGAUGUUGGACCGGCUGACUGGGGAGAAGGUCAUAGGAAACCCAUGGUGUCUGAGCAUCAAAGGAGAGAGCUACUCUACAGCAGAGACGUGUUGUUAGAUGAAAGCUUUUAUGAUUUAAAGCAGAGGAAAACACAAGAUCAGAUGACUGAAGAUGGAUUUGGGAAUAAAUAUCAAGUACAGCAGUUCAGAUGGGAUGUCAGCAAACACGAAACAGGAGUACCAAGAAAAGGAACAUUACAGAGCGAGCCCUUUAGAAGAGACGGAAAGAUUUAUGAUUGGGAAGAAAUGGAUGAAAGAUACAGAAAGCUAAAUGAGGCAUCUCAAAGAAAUACAAACUGGACAAGAGAAAAGGAAUACAAAGAAAGCAUGCACAGUGAUAAAGGUGAUAAACAAAAUACGCCUGAGAAAAUUGUACAGAAACCUAAACAGGCCCUAGCAAACCAGAGAAGCACAAUUCUCCCGCGCCUUCCUUUGCAUAGCAGCCUGCAGCAGCAGGCCGAGCCCGAACUCAUUGAUGCUGCAGCAGGCAGCUUCCAGCAUCUUCCCUGCAACAUCUGCAACCGCAUGUUUCGAAGUGAAAGACUGGAGAAUCACGUUCAGAUCUGUGCGAAGGUGAAUCUAAAGCACCGUCCAGUCUUCAACUCUUCUACCCAGAGGUCCAAAGGAUCACAGCUGGAGAAAUACCUAAAAACUCACGUUAGAAACAAAACUCCAGAGGUUUUGAAGAAAAAAAGAAACUGGAAGAACACAUAAUUUAUGAGGAUGGGCUCCUGGCUGGUGGAUCUUCAUCCAUGUUUUAGGUCAGCAGGUAGCGAGUUCCGAAGUUUGGCCCCCUUUACAGAAAGAGCAGACUGACCGAAAGAAGUCUUGCACCGCGGGACGAGACAAUCGCCGCAGGUGGAGGCUCGAGUGAUUGUUCUAUGAGAGCUCUGACGUCUGAUGGCCACAGUAGAGAACAGUUUAGACAAGUUAUCAUUUAGACAAUUGAAAAAGAAUCUUAGAGUGCUAAAAUUAAUAAAAUUUUCAAAAGUGAGAAGAUUAUGUUUCCUUAAAAUGCGACAAUGAUGCCAUUUCAAUGAUUUCUGGUCCAUAAUUUUUAUUGCUUGCUUGUAUAUUAAGACUAUAGGUUUUAGAGUGGUGGAUGAAGCCUGUGACCAUGAUGUAAUGCAAUAUGAUACGUGGGGAAAGAUCAGUGCAUGCAUGUACAGUUUAGUAGUUUGGUGUGACAGGUUCCUUCUGAUAAAACAGAAGCAGUUUAAAUUUGUAUUAACCUUAUUACAGACGUGCUUAACCUGACUGUCAAAUUUUAAGUGAUUGUCUAGGAUGAUCCCAAGGUACUUCACAUCACUCCUUACUUCAAUGAUUUCCUCUUUAAUCCUAACCUGAAAUAGUUCCUGGUCAGGCCUGUUUCUCAUGGAGAAGCAUAUGGACACAGUUUUUUUAACAUUAAGAGUUAGGUGGGAUGACUCUAGCCAUUCUGAGAUGUCUGAUAAAGCCUGCGUCAGGCGCUCUCCUGCCAGGCCAGGUGUUUUUGUGGACACAUAAAUGACGGUGUCAUCAGCAUGACAAAAUGACCCGCACUUGUAUAGCGCCUCUCAGAAUAAGGACUCCAAAGCGCUUUACACUAGUGUGUCAUUCAUCCAUUCACACACACUGGUGGGGAUGAGCUACGAUGUAGCCACAGCUGCCCUGGGGCGCUGACAGAGGCGAAGCUGCCGAGUACAGGCGCCACCGGUCCCUCCGACCACCACCAGCAGGCAAG
Molecule: messenger RNA, 2358 nt
Organism: Nothobranchius furzeri (turquoise killifish)
Lineage: Eukaryota; Metazoa; Chordata; Actinopteri; Cyprinodontiformes; Nothobranchiidae
Product: zinc finger C2HC domain-containing protein 1C
Source: RefSeq, a predicted model, not a curated record